AUGUCCAACAGCAGCUUCCCCAACGAGUUCCUCCUCCUGCCAUUCGCAGACACACGCGAGCUGCAGCUCCUGCACUUCGCGCUCUUCCUGGGCAUCUACCUGUCUGCCCUCCUGAGCAACAGCCUCAUCCUCACAGCCGUAGCCUGCGACCACCACCUCCACACCCCCAUGUACUUCUUCCUCCUCAACCUUGCCCUCCUCGACCUGGGCUCCAUCUCCACCACUCUCCCCAAAGCCAUGGCCAAUUCCCUGUGGGACACAAGGGCCAUUUCCUAUGCAGGCUGUGCUACCCAGGUCUUUAUGUUUGUUGCCUUUGUCACAGGAGAGUUUUUUCUUCUCACCAUCAUGGCUUAUGACCGCUACGUUGCCAUCUGCAAGCCCCUGCACUAUGGGACAAUAAUGGACAGCAGAACUUGUGUCAACAUGGCAGCAGCUGCCUGGGGCAGUGGCUUUCUCAAUGCUGUGAUGCACACUGCCAAUACCUUUUCCCUUCCCCUCUGCCAAGGCAAUGUCCUGGACCAGUUCUUCUGUGAAAUUCCCCAGAUCCUCAAGCUCUCCUGCUCAGAUGCCUAUAUCAAAGAGGCUAAACUUAUUGUGGUUAGUGUUUGUUUAUUAUUUGGGUGUUUCAUUUUCAUUGUGCUGUCCUAUGUGCAGAUCUUCAGAGCCGUGCUGAGUAUCCCUUCAAAACAGGGCCAACACAAAGCCUUUUCCACAUGCUUCCCUCACCUGGUUGUGGUCUCCCUGUUCAUCAGCACUGCCUUUUUUGCCUACCUGAAGCCCCCCUCCAUGUCCUCCUCCUCCCUGAAUCUUUUGCUGGCAGUUCUGUACUCGGUGCUGCCUCCAGCACUGAACCCCCUCAUCUACAGCAUGAGGAACCAGGAGCUCAAGGAUGCGGCGUGGAAA
Messenger RNA from Oxyura jamaicensis (ruddy duck), 903 nucleotides. Its product is annotated as olfactory receptor 14A16-like. NCBI's taxonomy places the organism in Eukaryota, Metazoa, Chordata, Aves, Anseriformes, Anatidae. The annotation marks the transcript as partial. Gene Ontology annotation, molecular function: olfactory receptor activity; G protein-coupled receptor activity. The record is from RefSeq and is a predicted model, not a curated record. Gene Ontology annotation, cellular component: membrane. The transcript has a single exon. Gene Ontology annotation, biological process: G protein-coupled receptor signaling pathway.